AUGCCGGUUUGCGCGGGCACCUUCAAGUUAGAAGAAGCGACCAUCGACCAGAUGCAGAAGGCCAUGACGGAUGGCAUCUUGACUUCUCAGCAAUUGGUCAUGUGUUACAUGCAGCGGACUUUCCAGACUCAGGAGUACAUCAGUUCCGUCAUGCAAUUGAAUCCGGACGUCAUGACAAUCGCGGCCGAGAGGGACAAACAACGAAAGGCAGGCCAAGUUCUCGGUCCGCUCCAUGGAAUCCCCUUUACUGUCAAAGACAACAUCGCGACGAAGGACAGUAUGGAAACAACUGCCGGGAGUUAUGCGCUGCUUGGAAGUAUCGUCCCCCGCGACGCCUUCGUUGUUGCUCGUUUAAGAGCUGCAGGAGCUGUGCUAUUUGGAAAAUCCACGAUGAGCGAGUGGGCAGAGGGCUACUCCCCAAGGGGCGGGCAGCCACGAAGUCCUUACAAUCUGGUAUUUAAUCCCAUGGGAAGUAGCUCUGGGAUUGUAGUAGGAGCAGCUGCCAAUGCGAUCGCCUUUUCUCUCGGUACAGAAACGGACGGCAGUGUCAUUAGCCCUGCCCAUAAGAACGGCGUAGUAGGCAUCAAGCCGACUGUCGGACUGACUUCACGAGACGGAGUCAUAUCAGAGUGCGAACACCAAGACACGGUUGGAACUUUCGGCCGAACUGUCCAAGACACCGUCUACGCCCUUGAUGCCAUCUACGGCAUCGAUCCAAGAGACAACUACACCGAUGCCCAGUGCGGAAAAACGCCACCAUCGGGAGGAUACGCGCAGUUCCUCACCAACAAGACUAGUCUGUGCAACGCAACAUUCGGAACUCCAUGGUACAGCUUUUGGAACAUCUCCAACGCAGAAACCAAGGCACAGCUUGACGGCCUGAUAACUCUGAUCCAGGAAAAUGGCGGCACCAUCGUUAACUUCACUGAGAUUACCGAUCAUGAGAAGGUCGUGAACAAAACAGGCUGGGAUUGGAAUUGGCAAGGCAAGAUAGGGGGUUACCCCUUCAAUGGGAGCUACACAAUGUCUGGACGUUAUAAGGCUUACCAUGGCCUUCCAGCUUUUCGUUCCGGUCAAGAUGGCUUUCUCAUGUCUAAUGAGACUCAAGGAGACCAGAAUGACACUUACUGGAAGGCUCUUGACUACAUGCAGACCACCACACGUGUCGGCAUCGACGGUGCACUAAGCUACAAUGGAACUCGGCUUCCAGGCUUGCUUGUGCCUGUAUCAGUAGCCCAGACUUACCAGAUCGCGGCGCAGGCUGGAUAUCCAAUGAUCACAAUCCCCGCAGGAAUAUAUACCGAUACUGGCAUGCCCUUUGGGCUGGGAAUCAUGCAGACUGCAUUUGCUGAAGGAGAACUUGUGCGAUGGGCUAGUGCCAUUGAGGAUCUACAACUGAAGUCGGGUACAUCGUUCAAAAGAACGCGGCCGAAGUGGUUGAGACACCUGGAAAGGCCUAUCCCCAUCGAUCGGGAGCUAAAGGGUAACUGA
Molecule: messenger RNA, 1491 nt
Organism: Colletotrichum phormii
Lineage: Eukaryota; Fungi; Ascomycota; Sordariomycetes; Glomerellales; Glomerellaceae
Product: amidase signature domain-containing protein
Exons: 5
Coding region: 1-1491 (496 amino acids)
Source: RefSeq, a predicted model, not a curated record